Chanos chanos (milkfish) is the source of this 1845-nucleotide messenger RNA. RefSeq names its product septin-7. The transcript has 15 exons. NCBI's taxonomy places the organism in Eukaryota, Metazoa, Chordata, Actinopteri, Gonorynchiformes, Chanidae. The record is from RefSeq and is a predicted model, not a curated record. The coding region runs from base 54 to 1334 and encodes 426 amino acids. Gene Ontology annotation, cellular component: septin complex. Gene Ontology annotation, molecular function: GTP binding.
GGAAUGUCGGGCAGUGAAUGAUCGGUUUCUGAAGCGGCUCAAACGUUAACAAUAUGGCACAACAAAAGAAUCUGGAGGGAUACGUUGGCUUCGCAAGCCUUCCCAACCAAGUAUACAGAAAGUCUGUGAAGCGCGGCUUCGAGUUCACCCUGAUGGUCGUGGGCGAAUCAGGAUUGGGCAAAUCGACGCUGAUCAACUCUCUGUUCCUCACAGACCUGUACUCAGCCGAGCACCCUGGGCCUUCUCAUAGGGUCAAGAAGACUGUGCAGGUAGAGCAGACCAAAGUCUUAGUUAAGGAAGGAGGAGUCCAGCUGCUUCUCACUGUUGUGGACACACCGGGUUUCGGUGAUGCCGUUGACAACAGUAACUGCUGGCAGCCGGUCAUUGAUCAUAUUGACAGCAAGUUUGAGGAUUACCUGAACGCCGAGUCGCGUGUGAACAGACGCCAGAUGCCUGACAGCAGAGUACACUGCUGCCUGUACUUCAUCGCCCCCUCAGGACACGGUCUGAAGCCAUUGGAUAUUGAGUUCAUGAAACGGUUGCAUGAGAAAGUGAACAUCAUUCCCCUGAUCGCCAAAGCAGAUACACUGACUCCUGAAGAGUGCCAGCAGUUCAAGAAACAGAUCAUGCGUGAGAUUCAGGAGCACAAAAUCAAAAUCUACGAGUUCCCUGAUACAGAUGACGACGAGGAAGAGAAGUUGGUGAAAAAGAUCAAAGACUGCCUGCCUCUGGCUGUGGUGGGAAGCAAUACCAUCAUUGAAGCGAAUGGAAAGAGGGUCAGAGGAAGGCAGUACCCGUGGGGCGUGGCAGAAGUUGAAAAUUCUGACCACUGCGACUUCACAAUCCUACGGAACAUGCUUAUCAGGACCCACAUGCAGGACCUGAAGGACGUGACCAACAACGUCCAUUACGAGAAUUACAGGAGCAGGAAGCUGGCGGCCGUUACCUGUAACGGGGUGGAUAACAACAGGACCAAGGGCCAGCUCACCAAACUUGACACGGUUGAAGGCAUGAGCCCUCUUGCCCAGAUGGAGGAGGAGAGGAGGGAGCACGUGGCCAAGAUGAAAAAGAUGGAGAUGGAAAUGGAACAGGUCUUCGAGAUGAAGGUUAAGGAGAAGGUUCAAAAACUGAGAGACUCAGAGGCUGAGCUACAGAGACGUCACGAGCAGAUGAAGAAGAACCUGGAGGCCCAGCAUAAGGAGCUGGAGGAGAAGAGACGCCAGUUUGAGGAGGACCGAGCCCACUGGGAGGCCCAGCAGCGUCUGGUGGAGCAGCAGAAACUCGACGCCUCCAGGACCUUGGAAAAGAACAAGAAGAAAGGGAAGAUAUUUUAAAGAAAAAACAAAAAAAGCCGUUUCCAAGACUACGGGGUUGUCAUUGUUGCCAAUAUUCCAGCGAGUAUAUUUGCGUGGCUUUAGAUCCAAGUCACACAUGCACGGCUCAGUACUGCCUGGAUGUGCUUUAGGAGGGACGGAACAGCUGUUUAUGGACUUCAAAAUAAAAGGGGUUUGUUUACCUUGAUAAAAAAAAACCCCCUGUCUUAGACAGGCCAAACCCAUAUAUCCUGGAUUCGAUCAUCUUAAAGGUUUUCUUUUUUUUUUUCUUCUUCUUUUUCUUCUUUUUUAAAUUUUUCUCUGUUUUUCACUUAACAACUGAAGUCUACAGUUAUGUGCAGAGAGAGGUCUAACUGUUGUGCAAUCAUGUUUUGGUGGUCAGUUGUUUACCCAUUUAAAAAAAGAGAGAGAGAGAGAAAGAGUACAUAACCUUAACUUCCAUGAUGUUUAAAGAAAGUGUACCUGAGGUGGGGAAAAAUGUGUUAGAUGAUAUCUUUCUUGGGGGGGGGGG